Messenger RNA from Linum tenue, 598 nucleotides. The record is from the annotation of a GenBank genome assembly. Lineage: Eukaryota; Viridiplantae; Streptophyta; Magnoliopsida; Malpighiales; Linaceae.
CGACCAUCACUCCUUUCUAACAAUGAAUAAAUGUGAAACCAAGAAGGGAGGAGAUAGCAGCAGAGCCAAUUUCAUGGUCGACUUGGCAGAAGAAGAAGAAGAAGAAGAGGUUUAUUGCGAGUGUCCACUUGAAGCUGUGAUGAGGACAUCCAGAACCUCCAGAAACCCUAAUCGAGCAUUCUGGGCAUGCUCACAGUACAGAUCAAAGGCUGAACCCGGGUGUGGCUUCUUUGAUUGGUGUGAUGUCCGAGCUGUGCAAUUCAAAGAGCAAAGACUUCGGAAUGUGAUCGCCAAAUUGCAAAGUAAAGUCUGCAGCCUGGAGAAAGAGAAUGAUAGGUUGGUUCAGUUGUUGGCUGUUAGUCGACCAACAUCUGCUGCUGCUUGUGAUCAAUUUAUGAAUGUCGACAAUAGGGAGAUUGAAGUGGUGAAACAGAGAUUGACUCAAGUGGAGAGGCAACUUAGUCGAGUUUGGAUUAACUAAUUGUUGUCAUGUAUGAAUGCCUACUCUGCUCAACUCUUGUAUUUUGUUUAUGUUUGUAGAAUGAAAUGGCUGAAAAUGGUAUUGAAUAGGUCUGAUGUAGCAGUUAUGUGUGUAAUG